UAAUCACGGAGCUUCUGACAGGCCGGCGACCUGCAAACCGCACAAACAGCGCCACGUGCCGCUCACCUGACUGCAGUCCCGUGACCUGCAGCGGGCCUCGGCUUGUUCGGACCGUCGGCCUCCCCGCAAUUCGCAGCAGUUCGCUCCAGCUGCCGGAUUACUAUUUCUCUCCCUUUCGAAGCCUAUUUAUGUACGAGAGAUUGCGGGUCAAUCUCUUUCGCCCUCUUUUCCAUUCCAAUUGAGAUCGCAUUGCGAACGACUCAUCAGUAUCCACUCUAAUCUGCUAAAGUUGCGGGCUAAUCAUCUCCAAUUAUCCAACCCGGCACUUUUCAUACUUCGUGCGGAGUAACAUUUCCACUCUUAAUCUACAACCAUGGCCAGCGAGGAUCUCAUCACCGUCACUUACCAGGACCGAGUGGCCAUCAUCACCCUCAACCGUCCUGAUAAGCUCAAUGCCCUCAACAUAGAUCUCUACUACCUUCUCGGAGAACGGCUCCGGGAAGUCGACAAGAGGGACGACAUCUUCAUCACCGUGCUGACCGGCACGGGGCGAUUCUUCUCAGCCGGCGCAGACGUAACCUCGACCCGCCCCGGCGGCAGCCUGGACAGCAACGCGCGGCGCGAGAUCGUGCGCGGGUUCGUCUCCAACAACUUCGACAUCACACGGACGUUCGCGCACCACUCCAAGAUCCUGGUCGCGGCGCUCAACGGGCCGGCAGUAGGCCUGUCCGCCGCGCUCGUCGCCCUCUCCGACUUCGUGUACGCCGCGCCGCACACCUUCCUCCUGACGCCGUUCUCGUCGCUCGGGCUCGUCGCGGAGGGCGGCAGCUCGCGGGCGUUCGUGGAGCGGCUCGGCAUCGCCAAGGCCAACGAGGCCCUGAUCAUGAGCAAGCGCAUCACCUGCGACGAGCUGGUGGCGACCGGGUUCGUGAACAAGGUGAUUGCGGCGCCCUCGGGCCGGCAGGAGGAUUCGACGGGGUUCCUGGCGAAGGUGCUGGAGGAGGUGGAGGAUCGGUUGGGUACGCAUCUGAGCCAGUCGAGUUUGCUGAAGAUCAAGGAGUUGAUUCGGCGGCCGGAGCGGGAGGUUCUGGAUCGCCAGAAUGGGAUCGAGGUGUUUGCUGGGUUGGAGCGGUUCUUGAGUGGUGGGCCGCAGGAGGAGUUUAGGCGGUUGGCUUCGGGGGAGAAGAAACAUAAGUUGUAAUUUUUUUAACGAAAAUUAUUUUUCUGUAUAACUGGGUUGGAACACUGAUUAGUUCCUUCCACGGAGGCCGAAUUGUA
Molecule: messenger RNA, 1278 nt
Organism: Aspergillus steynii IBT 23096
Lineage: Eukaryota; Fungi; Ascomycota; Eurotiomycetes; Eurotiales; Aspergillaceae
Product: dodecenoyl-CoA isomerase
Exons: 2
Coding region: 374-1201 (275 amino acids)
Biological process (GO): fatty acid beta-oxidation
Cellular component (GO): peroxisomal matrix
Source: RefSeq, a predicted model, not a curated record